Molecule: messenger RNA, 1623 nt
Organism: Suillus discolor
Lineage: Eukaryota; Fungi; Basidiomycota; Agaricomycetes; Boletales; Suillaceae
Exons: 5
Coding region: 16-1623 (535 amino acids)
Source: RefSeq, a predicted model, not a curated record
GUGUGCCCGUCGUAGAUGGCUGCCGACGCACCCGCCAGUCAACCCACCACAUGCAGUUGGCAUGCUAUGUUCGUGCUCCGAUCAAAAUGGACCAUAUCAUGGUCGCUCAUCGCCCAUCCUGCCUCAUCUCUCCCGCCCAUCUUUCCUCCUCGCCCAACUUGUUUCUUACCUGCCAUCGCCUACAUACUCUUGAUAGCGCUUAUCACAAUGUCUUCCUUGCAACAGGCAGAUGUCGCAUUCCUGGCCAGAUUGGCUCUGCGUGAAUCUGCAGUUGGCCUUGUCACCGAUUGCACGAAUUGUGGGGGUACAGUUCCAAUCACCAUAUGUCGGAGCGAUGCGAAUGGGAACUCGGGGAAGCCGAUGGCAAGGCAUCAAUCAUGUUCCUUCUUCCGCUGGUUCCCUCAAAUUCUAUCGCAUCCAGACAUCAUGGCCCUCCUCCCAUCAUCAAGUUGUUCCCCAAGUGUCACCAGUUCUCACCCGGCACCUUCUACCUUCACGAGCGGCACUAGUGCUGCUUCCGCAACUCAAUUCCCUUCAACACAACCUCUUGCCUCAACUGGCAAUGGCAAGGAGCCACGCAAGCGAGGCAUCAAAUGCAACGGUGCCUUUUGCCAACGAGCGAGCGCGCUGCGUUGCCCGCAUGUGAAGUGCCUCACCCAUUGUAUCGAGGAGGCAGGAGGAUGUCCAGUGCACCUCACUGAGACAGAUAACCAGCAGCAGCACCCUAUCGCGCAGCAGGAAGCACUUCAACGUGCACUCCAGUCUGUUGGCGCUGGACGGCCUGCUGUGUUCCCAUCAUUUCAUGAUAUUUUGAUAGCUCCUGCACCAUCGCAACCACCCGCAUCGACAACACAACUGCCCGCGCCAUCGCAACCACCCGCGCCAUCGCAACCACCCACACUAUUGCAACCACCUGCGCCAUCCCAGCAGUCUCAUCUGCCCCCUCUGUCGCAAAUCACCCAGCUGCCAAUGCACUCUCAGCAUGGUGAUGCCUUAGCUCCACACGCCUUCCCGGUUCAUAAGCUGUCAAAGCCUCCGCAUGUAACCGAUCAACUUGACCCAAUGUGGACAGGUGACCUCAAUGCGUGUGCGCGAGAGGAAAUUGAGAGCAAGAGGGUGUCAGAAUGUCGCAAGGAGAUGGAACGAGCUUCCAGGCAGCGCUUUGUCUUGUACUGGUUUGAUGCUGACAACACGCCAGUGUUGAUGCAGUGGGCUGUUCACUACCCAUACUUCCCACAAUAUCAGCUCUCAGAUGAUCCCGCCCUUGUCAACUCCCUUGGCAGCAAUAUUUCAAAAAUCGACGUCUUUGAGGAAAGCUUCAUGUGUUGGAUUCCGUCAACGCUCGCUCACCCCUUCACUCUUGACUCGGGUUGCCACAUCUUCAUACGACCUCAAGAAGACAAAGCGACAACAGACAUCCAUUGCCGCUUCAUCAUCGGACAUCGAGAUUCUGGACAACGAGGCGCAACUUACACCCAAGGUGUCCUUGGGAAAGCGCCGCUGGCCUCAAAGCUCUGGCCAAGAACAAGAGAUGCACAUUACUACACGAGUGCGACUGGCACGAGAUACCCACUCAAUGUCGCCGACACCAUCACUAUUCCCCAGUCAACCACCAGAGGAUGA